AGCUUUGAAAUAGCUAAACGCUAUGCUCCAAAGAAUGAAGAAACAAUACUUGGAAUUGUCAAGAAUGGCAUUUUCCGAGGAUAUGCAAAAGAAGGAACCUCGUCUGAUGAGGUUGUUCAAGAGCGAAUGAUCCCAGAUCCAGACAAAGCGAAAGCAAAAGAGAUUGCCACCUGCAUUAAUGUAAUACAUGGCCGUAAAGAGGAUGGUCAAGAGCUAGAAACUAAAAUAAAUGACAUUACUGCACUCAUGAGACAACUAUCCCAGUCGAAAGCCAAUUUAAUGUGUAUUACCAUGGAUGGGCAUGCAACAUUGGAGUCAGCUGAACGAAUGGUUCAAAGAGCAAAUGAUUGGUUCCAUCAAAUGCUGGAUGAUUUGGAAAAGCGUAUCAGAGAUGAACGGCGAAUGAAGAGGAGGUUUCGUCGGCAUAUAAAGCGGUUGCUGAAACCUGUUAGCGUCAACCUAUGUAUUGAAUAUAAAUACGUAAGUGUUCAAACUAACUACACACUGGAUGGCAGCAUGAUCGGGAUGUCGGAUCUUGCCAUGAUAUACGAAAUUGUGGAUAAGUUGUGUGAUCUCGAACUUCUCUACGAAACACUGAGCUUUUUGGAGAAACGAAUGAAAGUUAAUGAAAAGACGAUUGCGAUGUCUAAGGAAAACAUGCGUAAUGCACGGAAAACGCUUGCUAUGCUUACUGCCUUGGAUUAUAAACGGACAAUUCGAUCACAGCAGCCACCCAUCGACACUCGCGAUUACACUUUGGCAGCUGAGGUUGCGACGGCAUUCCACCUUCUUGACAGAAAUAUUUUACGUAUAAGGCCGUUCAUAGCGCGUUCAGCAUUAGCAUCUACUCUCAUCGAUGUUGUAAGCACACAAAUGCGAGGAAUUCACAAAGCUAUUGUUGAGGAGGUUUGUUUUGCAUUCUAUUCAAGUAACAAGUCACUAAACUUAUCACUUAAAGGUGCCAAGGCAUUCGCUAUUGGAGUACAAUGCAAGGAUAGAGACGGAAAACGCGAAAUUAUCUAA
Molecule: messenger RNA, 1023 nt
Organism: Strongylus vulgaris
Lineage: Eukaryota; Metazoa; Nematoda; Chromadorea; Rhabditida; Strongylidae
Source: the annotation of a GenBank genome assembly